Messenger RNA from Setaria italica (foxtail millet), 1473 nucleotides. Its product is annotated as transcription termination/antitermination protein NusG. NCBI's taxonomy places the organism in Eukaryota, Viridiplantae, Streptophyta, Magnoliopsida, Poales, Poaceae. Gene Ontology annotation, biological process: transcription elongation-coupled chromatin remodeling; DNA-templated transcription elongation. The transcript has 6 exons. The coding region runs from base 14 to 1036 and encodes 340 amino acids. The record is from RefSeq and is a predicted model, not a curated record.
GAGGCCGUUCGGCAUGAGCUUGGCUUAUCCGCUCUUCCGCCUCCCGUGCCGCUGCUCCCUCGCGGCGGCGGGACUCGCGUCAUCGUCUCCGCUUCCCGUGUCGGUGAGCUUAUCGGCUUCGGCUUCCGCUGAUGGAGGCGGCGGGGGUGGGGGCGAGCUGACGGCGCGGGAGAAGCGGCUGCAGAGGAGGGAGCGACGUGAGCUGCGGGCGAUGGACUGGAAGGAGGAGGUGCAGGAACGGCUCAUCCACGAACCGGCGCGGCGGCGGAAGAAGCCGCCGAAGCGAUCAUGGAGGGAGGAGCUCAACCUCGACCUCCUCGCCGAGCUGGGGCCUCAGUGGUGGCUCGUGCGCGUCUCCAUGGCGCCCGGCACCGACUACGUCGACCUCCUCACCAAGGCCAUCUCACGGCGCUACCCCGAAGUCCCAUUCAAGUUUUAUAAUCCAUCCAUCCAAGUCAAGAGGAGAUUGAAAAGUGGCGCAAUCAGUGUCAAAUCAAAGCCUUUACAUCCUGGGUUGGUCUUUUUGCAUUGCGCCUUAAACAAGGAGCUACAUGACUUCAUCAGAGACACUGAAGGUUGUUAUGGCUUUAUUGGAGCUACAGUUGGUUCUAUCAAGAGGCAGAUUAAAAAGCCAAAACCUAUUCCAAUUGAAGAAGUUGAAUCAAUUAUUAGAGAAGAAAAGGAGGAACAAGCGAAAGUUGACAGAGAAUUUGAAGAAAUGGAGAACAUGGGAAAUGUUGAGUCAUUCAGUAAACCUGUUGAAGAAUCUGAACUUAUGUUAAUGAAUAAGAUCAAGAAGCAGUUUAAGAAAUCACCCUCAAAAGGUGGCACCAGCCAGCGAACUUUUUCACCUGGUGCUACUGUUCAUGUUCUCUCUGGGCCUUUUGAAGACUUCACUGCUUCUAUCCUGGAAGUGAAUCGCAAAAACAAGAAGGCCACUGUCCAGUUGACACUUUUUGGGAAAGAGAGCUUUGUGGAUCUAGAUUUUGAUCAAAUUGAGGCGGUUGAAGUGGACAGCAAUGAUAGCAAACUAUGAGGCAACUUGUGUUUCUGUAUGACAGUACCAAUAGCUUUUAUCAACACUCCAUGUCUCCAGCUGGAGCCUGGGUGAAUGAAGCGGAACUUUAGUGGGUGGACAGUGGAGUGUUGAAGAUCGAGCGAAUUACCAGCAAGACUAACAGUUAGCACAUGAGAUGCCGUCAAAAUUAACCAGAGUUACUGAAAUGCAAGUUCUUAAAUAAUGAGGAUGCAGGAUUUGAGAAAUCAUUGACUUCCACUAGGUUGCUCACAUUUUGCCUAAAUGUAGAAAGCAAUAUUUCAAUUUUGUCAGUUGCGCAGGUUAUUUAUUUCAUUUUUAUCACUAUGAUUCAUUUAUAAAUAAUUGAAAUCGAAAUAGAACUCUGAAUAUUUUUUUAAAUAAGUCUCUGAAUGUUUUUCAGUAAAUCCUGAAAUGUAGAAUGCUUUUUCAGUAAA